GAGACGGGCUGCAGAAGCGUUCGGCAGAAAAAGUCCUAAUCGUCUCUCCUCCUCGCCCGAAAGAUAUAUAAAGUUGGAUUAAAAAAUAAGAAUUACAAACUUUAGAUUUUGAAGCGAUUCUUUCGCACACAAAGCCGGUCUUUGUUCCUCUUUAGCAAUGUUUGCCGCAACCUCUCGCCGUCUCUCACCCUCGCUUUUGUCGUGUUCCCGCCGCGGCUUGGCAACGGCAGCUGCAACUCGGCCGCGGACUGCCAUCGUGACGGGUGCGGCACGGGGAAUCGGCAAAGCCAUCGCCCUGCGCCUGGCCCGCGACGGCUACGACGUCUGCGUCAACGACCUGCCCGUCCUGCAGGCCGAGGCAGAGUCGGUCGCGCGCGAGAUCGGCAGCAUGGACGGGCGGCGGGCGUGCGUGGCGCUCGGCGACGUCUCGGACGCGUCGCAGGUCGGCGACGUGGUGGCGACGAGCGUCGGGAGCCUCGGCCCGCUCGACACCAUGGUGGCCAACGCGGGCGUCGCGCGCGUCAAGGCGCUGCUCGAGUACGAGGCGGGCGAGUUUGAGCACAUCUUUCGCGUCAACGUCGGCGGCGUGCACAACUGCUUCGCGGCGGCGUCGCGGCAGCUCAUCGCGCAGGGCGAGUGCACGCCGCAGAGGCCGGGGAAGCUGCUCGCCGCGUCGUCGGUGGCAGGGUUCCGGGCCAUGGGGCUGAUGGGCCCCUACGGCGCGACCAAGUUUGCGGUCAGGGGGCUGGUGCAGGCGUAUGCGCUCGAGAUGGGCCCGCAUCACAUCACGGCCAACGCGUACGGGCCCGGCAUCAUCGGCACCGACAUGUGGGAGCUCAUCGAUCGGGAGCUGGGCAAGGUGGCCGGCGGGGAGGUCAAGGCGGGCGAGAUGAUGCAGAAGACGGCGGAGGGGGCCAUUGCGCUGGGCAGGACGGGCGUGGCCGACGACGUUACGGGAUUGGUGAGCUUCCUGGCGGGCAAGGAUUCCAACUACAUCACGGGCCAGACACAGAUUGUCGACGGCGGACUGUUCCUCACGUGAAGGAAUGCGCGAUGGGGCUGUUAUUUAAGGGCUCGGCGGGGAUCGAUACAGGGGUUUCUUGCAGACGAGCAAAAAAAGAAAUCCCAAAGUUGACUGGGGACAUUAUAGCGGGUAUGCCGCGGGCAGAAGACAUAGUGCGAUUCAGUGGUAUGCAUGCGCUAAAAUGCCUUGGAUACGCAGCCGACGGCUCUCUCAUUACCUGUGCAUGCCUGUUUUUCCUCCUUUUUUUUCUUUUUCCUCCUUUUUAGACCAAAGUUGGCAGAAAUCACCACAUCGCGGGGGCAAACCUAGUUGCCGGAGCUUUUUACCCCAAGUUUGACUUCCCUCCGUAGCUCCCGUCCGGCUGAUAACGUCUUAGAUCCCGCCAGACGGCGGUUGAACCUUAGAUUGAACCAAUCAUACUUUUUGUUUCCCGCGAGCCUG
Messenger RNA from Pyricularia oryzae 70-15, 1465 nucleotides. RefSeq names its product acetoin(diacetyl) reductase. Gene Ontology annotation, molecular function: oxidoreductase activity, acting on the CH-OH group of donors, NAD or NADP as acceptor. The transcript has 2 exons. The record is from RefSeq and is a predicted model, not a curated record. Bases 158 to 1042 code for a protein of 294 amino acids. NCBI's taxonomy places the organism in Eukaryota, Fungi, Ascomycota, Sordariomycetes, Magnaporthales, Pyriculariaceae.